Messenger RNA from Hyposmocoma kahamanoa, 3291 nucleotides. It is a transcript of the gene Top3alpha, whose product is annotated as DNA topoisomerase 3-alpha. The record is from RefSeq and is a predicted model, not a curated record. NCBI's taxonomy places the organism in Eukaryota, Metazoa, Arthropoda, Insecta, Lepidoptera, Cosmopterigidae. The coding region runs from base 22 to 3123 and encodes 1033 amino acids. The transcript is spliced from 15 exons. Gene Ontology annotation, cellular component: chromosome; nucleus. Gene Ontology annotation, molecular function: DNA topoisomerase type I (single strand cut, ATP-independent) activity; zinc ion binding; DNA binding. Gene Ontology annotation, biological process: DNA topological change.
ACAAGGUGCAAGUCUGAGACCAUGAAGUAUUUAAAUGUUGCUGAGAAGAACGAUGCCGCUAAAAACAUUGCUGCACAUUUAUCUCGUGGCACAUCAAGGAGACGCGAGGGACUGUCUCAGUACAACAAAAUAUAUGAAUUUGAUGCCGAUGUAAUGGGACAAAAGGCUCAAAUGGUAAUGACUUCGGUGUCUGGCCACUUGCUUGCUCUAGAAUUUGUCGGAACUUACAAGCACUGGCAAUCUUGCAACCCGUUAUCAUUGUUUGAUGCUCCUGUUUUAAAAUAUUGUCCAGAGAAUUAUGAAAAAAUUAAGAAAACCUUAGAAAGGGAAGUGCGUAGUUGCCAAGGCCUGAUCAUAUGGACAGAUUGUGACAGAGAAGGUGAAAACAUAGGCUUUGAAAUUAUCCAAGUCUGCACAGCAGUGAAAAGUAAUCUUCAAGUAUACCGAGCUAAGUUCUCAGAGAUCACAGCUGUGUCUGUUUGGAGAGCGCUUGCAAAUCUGGAACAACCUAACAAAAAUAUCAGUGACGCUGUUGAUGUGAGACAGGAGUUAGAUUUGAGGAUAGGCGCUGCAUUCACGAGAUUCCAAACACUACGCCUACAAAAAGUAUUUCCCAGUAAGCUAGCAGACAGUCUAGUGAGCUAUGGUUCUUGCCAAUUCCCUACUUUGGGAUUUGUUGUGGAGAGGUAUAGAGCAGUUGAAAAUUUCGUCACCGAGGCCUUUUGGAAAAUAAAAGUGAAUCACACAAUUAAUGAUCUAAGCGUUGAUUUCGCAUGGGAACGCGUACGUCUGUUCGACCGCGAUGCUUGCCAAGUUCUACACGACGUUUGUCUUGAGAAUCCCAUAGCUAAAGUGCGUGAGGUUAAGACUAAACCCAAGUCUAAAUGGAGGCCAUUGCCUUUGGACACAGUUGAACUCGAAAAACUAGCAUCCAGGAAAUUAAAAAUAAACGCAAAAGAAACAAUGCGACUAGCUGAAAAACUAUACACCCAAGGUUUAAUCAGUUACCCUCGCACAGAGACCAAUGAGUAUCCGAAAGAGAUGAAUCUCGGCCAGUUAGUGGGGUUACAAACGGGAGAUCCUAAUUGGGGGGCCUUCGCACAGGGAAUAAUGGACAGCGGGGGCCCCACUCCGAGGCAGGGUAACAAAAGCGAUAAAGCCCACCCGCCCAUACAUCCUACUAAGUACACUAACGGUUUAUCUGGCAACGAACAGCGUAUUUACGAGUUCAUAGUUCGAUCGUUUCUCGCUUGCUGUUCGAAAGACGCGCAAGGACAAGAGACCACAAUAACCAUAGACGUUGCCAAUGAAAAGUUCGCCGCCAGCGGCCUUAUGAUCACGGCCAGGAAUUAUUUGGACGUGUACCCUUAUGAUAAAUGGUCUUCUAAGGAAAUUCAUGUUUAUCAGAACGGCCAAACAUUCCAGCCAACAAGCAUAGACUUAAUCGACGGCAGUACAUCACCCCCAAACCUCCUCACUGAAGCCGAUCUCAUCGCGCUUAUGGAGAAACAUGGCAUUGGGACCGAUGCAACACACGCCGAACAUAUUGAGACAAUAAAAAGUCGUUCGUACGUAGCUUUAGCGGACGCUAUUCACUUCGUACCGGGCUUACUAGGUAUGGGACUGGUGGAAGGCUACGACGCUAUGGGCCUGAAUAUAUCAAAGCCACACUUGAGAGCCGGUUUGGAAGCUGACUUAAAACUAAUUAGCGAAGGCCGAAAAAAUCCACAACAGGUUUUGGCUGAACAGGUAGCGAAGUACAAAGAGGUGUAUCUCACAGUAACAGCGGAAGCAAAUAAAAUAGACCUUGCUCUAGGAGAGAGGUUUAGCGAACGACCCAAUGAGUAUAUACCCACUACAGAGAACUUGCCUGCCAACUUGCCAUCGGUACUGAAAUGCCCGAAAUGUGGGUCUGAUAUGGUCGUGCGACAGAAAAAGAACUCUGACGAACUAUUUAUAAGCUGUAUUUCAUUUCCAAAUUGUAAAAACGCUGUGUGGUUCCCGACAGUAGUGAAGACAUUACAAGUUCUGCCUGACACGUGUCCGACCUGUGGUCCCAAUUACAAGAAAAUAAAAUUUGAAUGGAGGAACAACUCAAUAAAUCAUUUGUAUCCUCCUCCAUACAUCGGCUGCGUUGGCGGAUGCGAUACAUCAUUUUUAGAUCUAAUGAGAAUCAACUUAUCUAGCGUAAGACAUGUAGCAGACAGCAGAACUCAUAGGAACUCUAUCGAUAGACAAAACAGUAACACAAAUGUGAGAAAUACAGUUACAGUUAUGCCAUCAAGACAAACCCAGGAAAGACAAAAUCAACCAAGACAAAAUAGCGUGACUAAUAAUCAACCGAGACACAAUACCACGACUAAUAAUAAUCAUCAAGGUCAACAGUCAAGGCCAUGUAUGCCUCCGCCGCCAGCGAAUAUAAACCAAAAUACGAAUAAUCAAAGGAUGCCAAUGCCGAGAGGCGAAGGGGGGGAUGCCGAUGACAAUAAUGUUAUGUGUGGUUGCAAUAAGCCAGCUGUUUUACUGACUGUUAGGAAGCAAACCGCUAAUUUUGGUAAAAAAUUCUACAAAUGUCAAACUGGCAAAGAAAAUGGCGGUUGUGACUUCUUUCUUUGGGCUCCCGAAUAUGCAGAUACUGGCCAAAAUAAUUACGAGACUCCACCUAAUUCGAAUUCUUGGGGCAACGCUCCAAGUUCUUGGGGACAAAGUUCUAGUAAUUCGAGUACAAGAGGAUGGGGUAUAACACCAAGUUCUUCCAGAGAUGAUAACUCGGCUAAUGAUGAUGGAGCAACAUGUAACUGCGGACUUCCUUGUAAAAAGAUAACUGUACACAAGGAAGGACCCAAUAAAGGACGGCCAUUCUAUGGAUGUUCUAAGGAUAUGUCUUCGCGUUGUAAUUUCUUUCAAUGGGCUGAUGAUCAAGGAUCAAGCACUUCUACAGGGUGGGGCGCUAGUGGCAGUACCACAAGAGGUCGCGGCCGCGGCAGAGGAAGAGGGGGAUCUCAGCGGGGUGCAAACUCAUCUCGGAGCGGAGCGGGGGACGGGCCUAGAACAAGGAAAUGUGGACAUUGCCGACAAGAAGGACAUACCAGAGCCAAUUGCCCUAAUCGAUUAGGAGACUGAAUUGUGCAUUUUAAUAAGCUGUGAUUAAUUAUAUACUCUUUGAAGACAGUAUUGUCCGAUAGAGAACGACAAAUCUACGUGAAAGAACGAUAUUGUAGCCAUAUUUUACAAAUAUUUGCUGCUUAAGAAGCGUCACAAAUGCAAAUACGUUUGUUAGUGUGAUAUUGG